ACCCGACGUCCACUGAAACUUAGCCGGUGAUGCAGGGACGACUCGAUCGAGCGAGCUCACCACCGGUCAGUAGUCACACUACUCACUACUAGUAUUCGGCGAUGUGUUAUAUGCCAAGCAACCGGUGCGACCGGUCGGAAUGGCGACACCUCAAUCAAUCGAUCGAUCAAAAGACUAAGCAGCCAGCGCCGUCGCUGUGCUGUGCAGUCCCGUCCGUUGCAACUGGCCGGCCGACUGACGUCAGUCAGGCGCCUCGUGCCGACCUGAGGGAGGCCGUCGUGUCUUCAGAAACCCGUGGCACGUCUCUCACCAUCGCCAUUAUAAAGCACAAGCAGCCUUCUCUUCCCUCCCGCGCCCACCUCAAAGUUUUUUCUUCUUCCAACCAUCGGCACCCAGCUCAACUUCAGAAUCCAAGCUCCGCCGCCACUGCCCGUCGGGUAGUGGCUGCAGCUAGCUCGCUCGUGCCGAUGGCGAGGGGGGCAAGGUCGAGGAGGGCGCCGGCGGGGGAGGAGGAGGCAGAGAAGGAGUACGAGGUGGACGUGGAGCCCGACCGGUGGAAGUCGUCGUCGUCGUCGCGGAGCAGCCGGCUCGAGCUCAUGGGCCGCCUCCCCCCGCUGCGCCGCCACAGCCGCAUCCCGGGAGCCGACGGCGACGGGGAGGGCGGGCUCCUCCGCGGCCUCGUCAUCCACCCCGACAACAAGUUGUACCGGUUAUGGACUAGGUUCAUAGUGGGUUGGGCAGUGUACAGUUCCUUCGUUACACCCUUCGAAUUUGGAUUCUUCAGGGGGCUCCCUAGGAAGUUGUUCUUCUUGGACAUAGUUGGUCAGGUUGCCUUCCUUAUUGAUAUUGUCCUCAAGUUUCUUGUGGCCUACCGUGACCCUGACACAUACCGCAUCGUAUACAAUCCAACCUCUAUUGCCCUCCGGUAUUGCAAGUCAAGCUUCAUUUUCGAUCUCCUUGGUUGCUUCCCAUGGGAUGCCAUCUAUAAGGCUUCUGGACGUAAAGAAGAACUAAGAUACCUACUGUGGAUUCGCUUAACACGAGUGUUGAAGGUCAGAGAAUUCUUCACGGAUUUGGAAAAGGACAUCCGUGUGAAUUACCUGUUCACAAGAAUAGUGAAACUCAUACUUGUGGAGCUCUAUUGUACACACACAGCAGCUUGUAUCUUCUAUUACCUGGCAACAACGCUUCCUGAAUCAGUGGAGGGAUAUACGUGGAUCGGGAGUUUGCAGCUAGGAGACUAUAGCUAUUCCCAUUUCAGGGAGAUCGAUCUUGCCACGCGUUAUGUUACAUCAAUGUACUUUGCCAUUGUCACCAUGGCAACUGUUGGUUACGGUGACAUUCAUGCUGUAAAUGUUAGGGAAAUGAUAUUUGUCAUGAUAUAUGUUUCCUUUGAUAUGGUUCUUGGAGCUUACCUCAUCGGUAACAUGACAGCAAUGAUUGUGAAAGGCUCGGCAACCGAGCGAUUCAGGGAUAAAAUGAAAGAAGUUAUCAGGUAUAUGAACAGAAAUAGACUUGGAAAGGACAUCAGAGAACAGAUCAAGGGGCAUUUGAGGUUGCAGUAUGAGAGCAGCUGCACUGAAGCCUCUGUACUUCGGGAUAUUCCUGUUUCUAUUCGUGCAAAGAUUUCUCAAACACUGUACAUGCCAUACAUUGAAAGGACUCCAUUGUUCAAAGGAUGUUCAGAAGAAUUCCUUCAACAGAUUGUGAUUAGGCUGCAAGAAGAGUUCUUCUUACCAGAAGAAGUUAUUCUGGAGCAAGGGAGUGCGGUUGACCAGCUAUACUUCGUCUGUCAGGGUGCACUGGAAGGUGUUGGCAUUGGAGAAGAUGGUCAAGAGACUAUUCUAAUGUUGGAGCAAGGGAAUUCUUUUGGAGAAAUUGCUAUUCUCUGUAACAUUCCACAGCCCUACACUGUUCGCGUUUGCGAACUUUGCAGGCUCUUACGGUUGGAUAAAGAGUCGUUCGCACACAUAUUGGAGAUUUAUUUUGCUGAUGGAAGAAAACUUUUGAGCAAUCUUACCGAGAGCAAUGAAUAUGGUAAACGCGUUAAACACGUAGAAUCAGAUAUCACAUUCCACAUAGGGAAGCAAGAGGAAGAGCUGACCUUAAGAGUAAAUAAUGCCGCUUUUUAUGGUGACCUUCAUCAGUUGACUGGCUUAAUCCGAGCUGGAGCCAAUCCAAAGAACAGUGAUUACGAUGGGCGAUCUCCUUUGCAUCUAGCAGCUUGCAGAGGGUAUGAAGAUGUUGUGCGAUUCCUUAUCCAUGAAGGGGCUGAUAUCAAUCUAACUGAUAAAUUUGGGAACACACCCUUACUGGAGGCAGUGAGGCAGGGGCAUGGUAGAGUGGCGUCAAUACUCUUCAGCAAAGGAGCCAAGCUGAACCUAGAGAAUGCCGGUAGCCAUCUCUGCAUAGCAGUAUCAAAGGGAGACUCUGAUUUCAUUCAAGGGGCUCUAGCUUAUGGUGCCGAUCCAAACUCAAAAGACUACGACCAUCGCAAUCCUCUCCACAUAGCCGCUGCAGAGGGCUUGUAUAUUAUGGCGAAGUUGCUGGUAGACGCUGGUGCAAGUGUGUUUGCAAUGGACAGACGCGGUACUACUCCUCUGGACGAAGGGCACAAGUCUGGGAGUAAGCCCCUUAUAAUGCUUCUGGAACAAGCGAAAGCCGACGAGCUCUCCAAGUUCCCCACACGAGGCGAAGAAGUGAGAGAUAAGAUGCAUACAGGACGAUGCUCCGUGUUCCCUUACCAUCCAUGGAAUACUGAUGCCAAGCGAAAAGAGGGGGUGAUGCUGUGGAUUCCUCGCACUAUCAAUGAACUCAUCAGGUCAGCCCAGGAGAAGCUUGGUUUAUCCAGCUCAUGCCGACGCUUGCUCUGUCAGGAUGGCGCGGCGGUCCAGGAUGUGGACAUGAUCAAUGACGGGCAGAAGAUCUAUCUGGUUGGAGACAAGGACACCGGUCAUAGCAAGUAGAAGGUGCACCAAGCGUUGAAAUAGGAUAAUCAUAUUGUUGCAGGAAAUUUUGUUUUUUUCUUUUCUUUUUCAGUCAGGUAUUUCUGAAAGAGUAGCCUAUCCCCCCCCCCCCUGGUUGCGCGCACACACACCUUUCUGGUAUGCAGGCUGAAUGUCGUACCAAUGUACAUAGAUAUAAGCAAGAGAACGACCAAACAUGACGGAACCGAUUAUCGAUGUUGUACAAAUUAUAGUAGAAUGGUAAUAAGAUGUGGAGCUGAAAUGGAGUGUGAA
Molecule: messenger RNA, 3239 nt
Organism: Hordeum vulgare subsp. vulgare (domesticated barley)
Lineage: Eukaryota; Viridiplantae; Streptophyta; Magnoliopsida; Poales; Poaceae
Product: potassium channel KOR1-like
Exons: 13
Coding region: 102-2966 (954 amino acids)
Biological process (GO): potassium ion transport; transmembrane transport
Cellular component (GO): membrane
Molecular function (GO): voltage-gated potassium channel activity; protein binding
Source: RefSeq, a predicted model, not a curated record